AUGCGACGGCCGCUGACGCCAGUGACGAGCUCGAGGCCCUCGGCGUCGCCACUCAUAAAGUCGAGCGUCUCCUUACCCCCGGCUCCUCAGCGACAACCCACCACGCCGUUGCCACUGCGAGCAAUACCUUCCACCCUCGCGGUCAAGUCUUCUCCUUCCGUACCUCCCGCAUCUGCAACGUAUGAACCGCUCAUCAAAGCCGUUCUCCGGCAACGGCUUCUCUGGAGGAUUUUCUUGGGCUCCAUCGCGUUUUGUUGGGUGCAGACAGUGGCAUGGACAAUAUGGUGUCUCGGCGGUAUUGAGGAACUGGGGAUUGGCGGGUUGUUCAUGGUUCCAGUGGCGCCGUCAACAUCAAUGAUGGCAUAUGUGUACUGGGCAGCGGUAGCAUUGCCUAUCGUGGUGCUAAGAAAAAGGCAUCUCACAGGCCAUUACUCGACAUCAAAGACGCCUUUAAAAACCUUGCAGAAUGCGCUGGUGAGGCAGAGCACUAAAAGCGCAUUCCUGGUAUAUUUUGCCUCUGCGAUCAUUGCAACCCUUCUCCAUGUUUCAAUGGCUCGAAUGUCCAAAUCGGAUGACCCUCGUCUGACAGUGUUUGUCAAAUCAAAGAAGCACCCAUAUUAUCUGAAUGGCCGUUUGGUGUUUCUUCUGACAUCUCAAGUUAUUGUUGCAUGUUGUUCUAUGCUCCGAAACAUCAUGAUGGAUCGCUUUGUUUUUCGAUGGCCAUCCUCUUUUACCCGAAAAUCUGCAGUUACGGUCGGCGACUUCUUACGAACACUGGCCGUAGUAGUUCUCCUCGCAUCCGUUUCCGUGCCCACAUCCGCUGCUGUGUUUGCUACUGCUCGGCUUACGUUUCCCAUACUUUACCGCCUACCAUUACUUCAUCUUAUCCUACGACCAUUCACCGCACACUUCCUUCGGGGACCUUGGACAAUAUUUUUGCCUGUCCAACAUUUCGCUCUUCUGACAAGAUCGUGGCUCCUGGCGUUUUCAACCUUGGCGACCUGGGAGGUCGCAGAACUACUGUUUGAUUCCUUCAUCAGCCAGCCCAUUCCUGUAUCACAUCUGACCGCGGACCCCGCAGUGACCCUCGUGUCAGGAGCAGCUUCCCCUGAUAUAACAUUUAAAUAUUUUGCAUAUGCAGAAUUGAACGAGUUAUCUACUGACCCCACUCCUUCAGCGAGUGCACGUCGGACAGCUCUUUUCAGUGAUCAAAAGUAUUUUCCCAAUCUCUGGAGUCAUUUGUGUAGGGAAAGUCUUCUCGUUCUCGGGCGAGAUUAUCAGCAUUUCUUGCGCAGAGGUGCGCCCCUUGUCACACCGCCUCCUGCAGCAGCAACGGUGGCCCCCAAACCACCCACCUUCCUAUCCACACCUAUAUCGGUAAACAAGCAGUCCAUCUACAAGGAAGCGAAACCGUCCCCCAUCAGUAGCGUUAUUGAUUCCUUCAGUGCGGAUGGAUCAUUUGCACAAGUAGUUGAAGCGGGUGCCGAAGCUGCACACAUUCCGGAAUUAUUCAAGUCAGCUAGUACUGCUUUACCCGUCCCAGCAGAGGUGAUCAAAAGUGUGGAAGAAGCCAAGGAUUAUUUUGGGAAUGUCAAGAAAUCUUUGGGUGAUGCCAUUCAUCGGUACACGCCUGUUGCUGUGCAGGAGGCAUUUGGAACAUGGACAGAUUGGUGGACUAGGGAGCGGAUAAAUAAGGUCGCAGAAGGAUCUUUACCCGGGCGCGAACUUGAUCUCCUCGUCAUAGAAGUUCUAUCGCACUUGACCUGUUCUUCCUUAACAGAAGACCGAUAUGGGGUCGUCCAACGGGAUAUUCCCAAAAUCCUCGAGGCGAUGCUUUCCUUCCUGUCAGCAAUUGAAGACUACCAGAUUGAACUGAACGCUCUGCAGCCACCACCACCAGAAGAGGAGGAAGGCGUUUCGGAGAAAGAAAGAAUACAGCACGAGCAUCUUCGGAUAGAGUUGGCGAAAGCUAGUGAGGUCGUGGGAUACCUAAGUGCCGGAUUGAAAGAUGGUAUCGCGCGCGUUGUUCGGACGUUUGGAAGUACAUUGAAUGCGUUCAAGUUUGCACCGCGUACCGCAAAGAAGCUGCAAGGGUUUGUAGAUUAUAUUCAGUAA
Messenger RNA from Guyanagaster necrorhizus, 2115 nucleotides. RefSeq lists its product as uncharacterized. The transcript has 6 exons. The record is from RefSeq and is a predicted model, not a curated record. NCBI's taxonomy places the organism in Eukaryota, Fungi, Basidiomycota, Agaricomycetes, Agaricales, Physalacriaceae. Gene Ontology annotation, molecular function: protein-macromolecule adaptor activity. The coding region runs from base 1 to 2115 and encodes 704 amino acids. Gene Ontology annotation, biological process: spindle pole body localization; nuclear pore organization. Gene Ontology annotation, cellular component: spindle pole body; nuclear pore transmembrane ring.